AAACACAAACAAAAUCACUCCAGCUCUCUCGAGCGUCCUCUUUCCAUUUCCAUCGACCCCUUCUUCAAAAAUCCGGCUAGCCCAGUCAACCCUGUCCUCGCUCUUCUAAUUCUCCUCUCAAAAGUCCGCCUUUCGAUUUCUUUCCUCUCCGGCGUCGCACAGUCGGCCUUCUCUGCCGAUGGCGUCGGAGAUCGAGAUUGUGGAGGAGGAGGACCGAAGGGACGUCACCCACUCCGGCUUAGGCAGCGCUGGCGGCGUCACAUCGUCUUCAACGGCGGCUUCUACUGCUACGGAGGAGGAAGCGCUGCGAAAUGAUGUCUACACGGCGGCAGCCUAUGGCGAUCUCGAGAAGCUACAGAGGCUAGUGGAGUCCGAGAGCUGCUCCGUCACGGAGCCUGACGGUGGUGGGUAUUACGCUCUUCAAUGGGCUUCCCUCAAUAAUCGCACCGCUGCUGCUCAAUACAUCAUCGAGCAUGGGGGAGAUGUGAAUGCAGUGGACCACACGGGGCAGACUGCUCUCCAUUGGAGUGCGGUGCGUGGUCACGUUCCGGUUGCCGAGUUGUUGCUCAAGGAAGGCGCCCGAGUUGAUGCCGCAGACUACUAUGGUUAUCAGAGUACCCAUGUUGCAGCUCAGUAUGGUCAGACAACAUUUCUAUACCACAUAGUUACGAAAUGGAAUGCUGAUCCUGAUGUACCUGACAAUGAUGGAAGAAGCCCUCUGCAUUGGGCUGCCUAUAAGGGAUUUGCAGAUAGUAUACGCCUUCUUUUGUUUUUGGAUGCAUACAGGGGGAGGCAGGACAAGGAAGGUUGUACUCCUCUUCAUUGGGCUGCCAUCAGAGGGAAUUUGGAGGCAUCAACAGUGCUAGUUCAGGCAGGGAAAAAGGAGGACCUCAUGGUGACAGAUAAAACUGGUUUAACUCCAGCACAGCUGGCUGCUGAUAAGAAUCAUCGGCAAGUUGCCUUUUUCCUUGGGAAUGCCAGAAGAUUGUUUGAUAAACGAUGUGAUGGGAAUAGCUAUUUUGGAAGAUUAUCAAAAUUAGGACUUGCUCCUUUCCUUUGGUGCAUUAUUAUCUCCAUGCUUGUUACAUAUAUAAAUUCAGUAGUAACAGGAUCAAGAUUUUCAGGGUUAACGGUGGCAUUGGGGCUUGUCGCAUGGUUGGGAGUUUUACUUGCAAGUUUAGGAUUAUUCAUGUUCUAUAAAUGUAGCAGGAAGGACCCUGGAUAUAUUAGAAGAAAUGUUCGAGAUUCACAGAGCCUUAGAGAUGAUGAACCUCUGCUAAAGACAGAACUCGAAAAUCCUGCUUUGCUGGCAGGAAAUUGGACUCAACUAUGUGCAACUUGCAAGAUCGUCAGGCCUCUUCGGGCGAAGCACUGUUCCACAUGCGAUAGAUGUGUUGAACAGUUUGAUCAUCACUGCCCAUGGGUAUCAAAUUGUAUUGGCAAGAAAAAUAAAUGGGAUUUUUUCAUGUUUCUUCUUCUGGAGGUCUCGGCUAUGGUUAUUACUGGUUCUGUCACAAUUAUAAGAAUUGCAACAGAUCCAACUGCCCCGUCAUCUUUUGGUGCAUGGCUAAGUCAUUCUGCUAUCCAUCAUCCAGGCGCAUUGUCAUUUAUUGUAAUGGUCUUCCUUCUUUUCUUUGGAGUGGCAGUAUUAACUAUCGUACAAGCACAACAGAUUUCCAGGAACAUCACAACAAACGAAAUGGCCAAUGGUAUGCGAUAUAGCUAUCUCAGGGGACCAGGUGGCAAGUUUAGAAACCCAUAUGACCAUGGUGUUCGCAAAAACUGCUCGGAUUUCUUAAUAAAGGGCUAUAAUGAGGACAUAGAAGUGGCAGAACAGAAUUUGCAUUCUGAAGAGAUGAGCAUGAUUCAGAUGACAAAUGUAGUCUCACAACAGAAUGUUGAGAACCAAGCCAACCAUGCAAAUGGCAACGGCCAUGUUUGCAUUGAUGUGGACUCCAGAGGUUCUACUAGGCCACAUGGGCACGUCCAUACAUCAAAGUGUAGCCAUGGUAAAAGUAGCACCAAUGGCAGCAGCAGCAGCAGCAAAGGCAGCAGGGUUCCAUUUGGACUGGGUCUCGGCCUCGGCCGGAACAAUGCUCGUCACAGUUCUCGUGCAGUCCUCGCCACAUAGCUUCAUGGAAGCACUCGUAAUGAAUAAUCAUUUGUUGCAGUGAUGAUGACUGGCCUGAAACUCUGCAGUUUGCUUGUUCAUAUUUUCCAUUUAUUUCAAAGGAAGGUUUUGGUUCCAUCCAGAUUUUGGAUAGGCGUUGAAAAUUGUUGUGUUCGAAGAAGGAUCGUAGAAUUAUAUGUCAGACAGAUCGUAGGUGAAGGGACUAGUUAUUUGUUAGAUGAAUCAAAUUGUAUUUUAUACCAAAAUAUGUGAAUUAUUGCUUGCUCUUUGAA
Dendrobium catenatum is the source of this 2403-nucleotide messenger RNA. Its product is annotated as protein S-acyltransferase 24. Gene Ontology annotation, molecular function: protein binding; palmitoyltransferase activity. Gene Ontology annotation, biological process: protein palmitoylation. The record is from RefSeq and is a predicted model, not a curated record. Bases 179 to 2131 code for a protein of 650 amino acids. NCBI's taxonomy places the organism in Eukaryota, Viridiplantae, Streptophyta, Magnoliopsida, Asparagales, Orchidaceae. The transcript is spliced from 13 exons. Gene Ontology annotation, cellular component: Golgi membrane.